Messenger RNA from Cataglyphis hispanica, 6873 nucleotides. Its product is annotated as endoplasmic reticulum metallopeptidase 1-like. Gene Ontology annotation, molecular function: metalloexopeptidase activity. The record is from RefSeq and is a predicted model, not a curated record. Gene Ontology annotation, biological process: proteolysis. Bases 581 to 3235 code for a protein of 884 amino acids. The transcript is spliced from 15 exons. NCBI's taxonomy places the organism in Eukaryota, Metazoa, Arthropoda, Insecta, Hymenoptera, Formicidae.
UGAUUAGCGAUAAUAUGAUGAAUGAUAUCGGCCGAAGGAGUAUGUCGAGCAAGGUCAUUGCGUAAAUAUACGACGCGAUAAAUUGGCCGCGCUCUCGAGAUUAUUUAAGAAAAGGCCCUGGACGUGCGAGAGAAUUAUAUUCUAGGCGUGUACACAUACCAUUUUUGGAAUAUUAAUUCAAUAUUUGAAAUAUUUCGCACCGAAAAUAACUAGGCAAUCUAAGAAUAGCAAUCAAUAAAAUGUUGACAGAGAGGGAGUGAAAAUUAGAAGAUAACGGAAAGAGAGAAAGAGACAGAAGAAGAUAGAGAACAAGAGAGGGGAAGGUAUAGAUAUAUAUAUAUAUAUAUAUACACAUAUAUAUAUAUUAUAUAUUAACGCGUCACGUCGUUCUCGUUCUGUCGCGCGAGAACGAGAGGCGCGAAGAGAUUACGGUGUAUGUUUAUAUGCUUCCCGAUGCGGCGAACGAGACUGAGAUUAAAUAACGGUUGCUUUACCGUAAUAUAACAAUUCGAUCUGUGAGAAAUCAGGUGCAUUAGGUGUGUGUCGUAAAAGUGCCUUUUCUGUCAUUAACGCACGCAAAAUGUUUCAGAGAGACGGAGUGAAAUUAAGACAGCGCAUAGGGAAGGGAACGUCGGUCGAAUUAUCUUACGAGAACAAGAUCGCUUUGAAGAAGCAAGACGUACUGCCAAACGAAACCCAGCAUCUUCUCUUUGUUUUGACGUUCUUUCUCUUUGUAUCAUUUAUCAUAAUCGUAUUGGAGAAGAAUCUGCCUGAACCGAUAACUAUUGAUACAGAGAGAUUGUAUCCAGGGAGAUUUGUAGCUGAACGAGCUCGCAAUCAUAUUGUGAAUUUAACGUCGAUCGGGCCUCGUAUCGCUGGAAGCUACGAGAAUGAAGUCUUAGCUGUUAAAUUUCUCACAUCUACAAUCAAUAAUAUGAUCAGAACAGCGCAUGAAAAUCAUAGGAUAAUCCUUAAUAUUACAAAGCAUAGUGGUGCAUUCCCACUUAAGUUUCUUGAUGGCAUGACUAAUGUUUAUAGAAAUGUGCAGAAUGUUCUUGUCAAAGUUGGACCUCAUAGGCCUACGACGUACAGCUUGUUGCUUAAUUGUCAUUUUGAUUCAUUUCUAGAGAGUCCGGGCGGUUCAGAUGAUGGUGCUGGUUGUGCUGUAAUGCUAGAGAUUUUACGAAUAAUUACUCAAAGCCCUAGAAUAUUGAAGCAUAGCAUUAUAUUUUUAUUUAAUGGUGCAGAGGAGAAUAUAUUGCAGGCAUCUCAUGGCUUUAUAACACAGCAUCCAUGGGCAAAGGAAGUUCAAACAUUUAUAAAUCUAGAAGCCUGCGGAGCCGGCGGUCGCGAAUUAUUAUUUCAGGCUGGACCUCACAAUCCUUGGAUGCUUGAGGUUUAUGCCAAAUCUGUGCCAUAUCCUUAUGCAUCAUCUUUAGCUCAGGAAAUAUUUGAGAGUGGCAUUGUACCUGGUGAUACAGAUUUUCGGAUAUUUAGAGAUUUCGGAAAAAUCUCUGGCGUUGACUUUGCAUGGUCAAAGAAUGGUUAUGUGUACCAUACUAAGUUUGAUAAUGUUGAUCAGAUACCAUUGGGAGCCUUGCAAAGAACUGGUGAUAAUAUUCUUGCAUUGACACAAGGGAUAAUUUUUGAAGAUCAUUUAUCAGACCCAAACAUGCAAGAGACACGAGGAAGUCUCGUAUUCUUCGACUUUUUAGGCGCAUUUGUUAUUAGAUGGCCACAAUAUAUCGCCAAUACAAUUAAUAUCGCCAGUUUAAUUACAGCUGGGUAUUCUAUCUAUUUGAAUAUGCAGAAUGCAUAUAGAAAUAUUAAGAGAGGGACGUACAUGAGACAUGUGACAAUGUGCUUUGGAAUAAUCAUCAUCUCAUGGUUGACAUCCUUGCUUUCUUGUACAUUAAUCGCCCUGAUCUUGACUAAACUGGGAAAGGUAAUGAGUUGGUAUGCGAGACCGGCGUGGCUAUUUUUUUUAUACAUUUGUCCAACUACUUUUGUAUCGAUGAUCGUAUUCUUGCACAUUGGAUCAAGACAGAGAAAGGAAGUUAGCUCCGCAUGGAUCUUAUAUCAAAUGUAUUGUGAUGCGUACACUGUGAUAUGGAUGGCUGUUCUUUCCGUAUGUGUUUUAUUCGAGAUACGAUCGGGCUUUAUACCAUUGCAUUGGGUCCUGUUCCCGGCGAUCGGAAAUAUCAUGCGACAUUAUUUCUUCAACAAAUGGAAAGAUUGGAAAUGGCUUUGUUAUUAUUUGGGAUCAUUGAGCCUAUCCUAUAUACAUUCAUUUUACUUAUUGCUCGGUGCUCUCUAUCUCUUUAUUCCAAUAAUGGGAAGGUCCGGCGGCAGUAUUAAUUCCGAAGUCGUAAUAGCUAACGUGUUAUCAAUAUUAAUCUGUCUGCUAUUUAGUUUCACGUUGCCAAUAGUACUUCUAAUAAAGAAUGCGGAACGAAUUAUAAAUGUCAUAGUUGGGAUUUUCUUAAUUGCUAUUGCUGUGUUAAUUUUAACACCGCUCGGAUUCCCUUACAGUGGUGAUCCAUUGUCGCCUGCCCCAGAACGAUUCAUGAUCGCGCAUACGCAACGUCAGUUUUAUGAUGCAAAUGGUGGUAUUAGGUAUUCUGGUACAGGAUAUUGGUUAGUGGAUUUAGAUAUGAAUAGUCCUCAUAGUGUAGCAUCAAUAGUACCUGAAGUGGCUGCUGCAAUGCCAACAAUCAGAGACUGUGAGAAAGAAUUAUACUGUGGUUUUCCAUAUUUAAUGCCAGUCACAACUUUCUUAUGGAAAACGAGUUGGAUUCCAGGACCCGCUCCACUUAUAAGUGUACCUACAAAACUCAAGAUUAUUUCAAAGACUGCAAAACAGCAUAUGGUUAAUUAUACCUUUAAUGUUACAGGUCCUGAUCACAUAGCUAUAAUUUUAUCUCCAUAUAAAGGUGUUCAUUUAAAAAAAUGGUCUGUGAUUGAUGAAAAACCAUUGCAAGGUCCAAUGUGGAACGAUAGAGAAACUUACUUUAUCUAUUAUGCAUGUGCCUCAGAUUGUAUACCAUAUACAUUUUCUAUUGAAUUAAAUGUGUCCACCGCGCAGAAAGGCCCGUGUUUAUCAAUCGCGUUAGCCGGACACUUUUUGCACGGCGAACACCAAAGAUCUCUGAGAUUUAAGAAAUUUUUGGCGCAGUUUCCAUCGUGGACUGUCAUCGCUCCCUGGACAGCGACGUAUACGUCAUGGGAAUUUUAACGAGAACGGGUAGUAGGAUAAUGAUGCGGUAAGUGCGGACUAAAAUGCAAAGCAAUAUUGUCCUACAGAAUAGAGCAUCUCUCGAAUUAACAAAACAGCCUAAUAAAAUAGCAUUUGAGAUAUAAUUGAAAUCUAAUAACAUGGCUAUAAAAUCGCUUGAAUAUUUUACAUUUAAUCUUUAAUAUUUCUUAAAAUAUUUCGACACUCAAAAAAUAUCGCGGAAGAUUAACGAAAUACAGUAAAGAAUGAAAUAACGUAAUGACGUUCUCAUUCUGAGUUUAUAUGAACUUUUUACUAGAGUGUAUUAUCGUUAACAAAGAUGAUGUCAAAUUAGCAUAAGAUGUUGAUUUAGAUUUAAAUUAUAUACAGAAAUAUCUUAUCAUUAUAUAUACAUAUAGAGAGAAAGUGAAAAGAGCAAAAGAGAUAAUAAAAUCGAGAUUAUAUAGAGAAAUAUUUGCCCAAAUGCUUUAAAAAGUGAUAGCUACAAUUAUUUUUCAUAGAAAAUCGUAUAGUAAUAUUGCAUAUCAUAAGCACGAUUUAGAAUAAUUCUAUGCACUAUUUUUCGAUUUUAUAAUUUCUACAAAUAUUAAAAAAAUCAAAAUCUAGAAAUAUUAAAUGAUAACAUAGAAAUUGUGAUUGCAUGAUAUACGCUCUCUUAGUACACUUCAAAUUUACAGAUUUAAAUAUUGAUACUAAUUCAAAUUGCCAUCCCAAACGAUAAAUCAAUUACCAAUUGUAUGAUUAGCGUAUUGUGCAUGAAUUAUACAAGAACCGUUUAAAUUGUUUAGACUGUUUUAGGCUUUUGAAUACCUUAGAGUUUACGAAUUUGAAAAUUCACGAUUUAAUCAGCCAUAGCUGCUAUUUAGCACAAAAUACAACUCAAUGCCAUGAAAACAUCUUUCAGACUUUCCUCAUAAAUAGACAAUAUCAAUGAUAAGUAAAUAGUAUUUUACAUUUACAUUAUAAUACUAUAGAUAUGACAAACAAAAGUUACUUGAGAUAAAAUUAAAAAUUUAAUAUUUUAUAUUUUGAAUAGUAUAAUAAAAAAAAAACAUUUUUUUAAAUAUAUAUAAAUGUGUGUGUGUGUGUGUGUGUAUAGCAUAUGUACAAACACAUACAUACAGAAUGUGCUUAAUAUGAUACAUUCUAUACUUAAGUUUGAGUUGAUUACAUUCUAUAUGCAUGAAUUUAGAGAAAUUUAUAAGAGUAUCAGAAUUUUAAUUUUGUAAAAGAGCUUUUAUGAGCUUCAUGUUCUAAUUUAUGAACCAUUCCCAUUUUUUCUAGUUUUAAAUAGAUAUUUAGAAAUUUACAUUUUUAAUAGCAUAUCAAAAAAAUUAAGACAUGAGUAUAUAUCUUGAGAUACUUUUCAAUGAUUUUUAUAUAAUAGUCUAAUAUUUUUUGCAUUUAGAUGCUAAUUACUAUCUCUUUAUGUCGUAAUUGUACACAAAUAUCAACAUUAUCUUCAAAUAUAAAUCUUUAAUUUAUGCAAUUUUUCUCUUCAAUAAAAAAAAUAAUUUUUUCACUUAUAUUAAAAAUGUUUCUUAUAUAUUAUGUGUCUUUUUGUACACACGAAGCAUUCACAUUUAAGAUAUCGCACUUUUAACAAUAUGUUCUGCAUGAAAUUGUGGGCCACUUUUUCAUAUCACUAUAUCUAUUCAUAUAUAAUCAUUAAAUCAUAAUUCUGAAUCUGAUUCUUCUAAUAUAAUCUUGACACGAUUCUUCUUCUCCAUCUAUUUCAUAGUUCACAAUUAAUGUCAAUUUAUUCCACGAGUAUAAUGAAGACUAUUUAAUAAAAUUAAUUAGCAGGAUAUAUCUAGUUUCUAUUUCUAGAACAGUUAUAAACUAUGAAAUGCUUUGCUUACUAUCACUAUUGCUUGUGAUGAAAUUUUUGCAAAUUUUUGAGUCCAUUAACAUAGCUGAUUGCUUAAACAAACACUUAUGCCUAUACUGCAAGUUACUCUAUGUAACUAUGUAACCAGAUUAUUCAUUAUACUUGAUAAAAUAAUAUAUGACGAAUAUGAUUAUAUUGCGCGAAACUCUUCUCAUCGAAAUCCUUCGUAAAUAGAAAAAGUUAUUUAUCAAUAUUAGUAAUAAUAAAUAGUACAACGUGGGCGCGUAUUUCAUUAUAUAAAAAAGAAUAAUAGUUUUAUAUAAUAUGUAAAUCAAGAUUUUGUAGUAACAAAAUAGUAAAAUAUUAUAGGAUGAAAAAGUUGAAGCACGUUAGAAAGAAGAACAUUUACGUAAUAUAUUUUUAUAUGCAGUUCAAAUUGUUUCUAUUAUUUGUUAUAUAAUUUACGUUAUAUCGUUAUUUACAUUAUGUUAAUAUUGUUAAACAUUAAUUAGUAGUAGUUUUAUCUAUAUUUGCGUUAAUUAUUUGUAUCCAUUAAAUUGUGGCUGUUUUAUUCAAUUCAUUAAUUUUCUUGCACAUGGUACAUUUUCAAUUUGUUAGCUAAUAAAAAACCGCACAAAUUCAUAUUUAUUUAAUUGAUGUGCACAAAAUUAUAAGCAAUAAUUAUCUCAUAAUUUGAUAGCAGCUAUACGCUACAACGGCUUAAAAAUAAACUAAUAUUAUCGAUUUGUUUGUCAUAUUCAUUUUUUUUUGCACAUUAUAUAUUAUACACAUGAAAAUGUAUCUUUAUGUGUUUUGUGAUUCUUUAAGCAAUCGGUAUUAAUACGAAGAGCUUUAUUAUCAUAAAGCAAAAAUUGCGUAGUUAUAUUAACAGGGUUCUUAUUUUAUUGUUAAGAGUAAAACGAAGUUGAAGUAAUAAUAACAAAGUUUUCUCAUUGUCCCUUGUUUCGAGAAGAUAAUUCUAAAUCAACGCGCAAAAAAAGAUCUUGUGUAUUUUUCGCAUGAAUCGUAGAUAAUUGUAUUUCAGAACAACUUCGUUUUACGCCAAAUACCGGCCAAAGGAUCCAUCCAUUGUGACAUGCGUGUAAUCGCCGAUUCGUUUCUAUUGUCUUAAGUAAAAAAAAAAGCGCCAAGUCCACGCAUCUGUUAAAAAGUUGUUGCGUGCUAUAAUGUAAAAUUUAAACUUUAAUUAUUCAAGCCAUAAAAGUAAUAAUAUUAGAAAAUUGCCAAAAUAAUCACAAUCAAAAAAAUAUACCUUAAAAAAUCACCAUUUCCUUUAUACAACUUUUUAAACAGACACGUGCAUUGUACUUAUGUAUUACUUUUAGACUUUGGAUCACAAUAUAUUUAUUUAUAUGAUAUAUAGAGCAAAAAUAAACACGCUUUAAUUUAUUAGAAUUAGAAAUUGGUCCAGCUAAAAUCUGAUAAUCGGAAGAUAUUCUGAACUAAAUGGCUCGGAUAGAUAAAUGUAAAUCAUGACUUGGCGCGAGACAUUGUCUCUUUUCAUAAUGCGUGCUUUUAGCGAUAAAUUGCGAUAGGCGUAUCAUGGACUUUAAUUCAAGUGAUUUAACGUUCGAUAAGAGAGAGAGAAAAAGCGAAAUAUAUGAUAUAUAUAGUAUAAUAUGUUGUUUUCCCGCACACGCAAAUUUAUUUAUACAUAGGCAUAUGUUCCUGCUUGCGUUUAAGCAUUAUGGAUAUAUAUUGCGAUACUGUUACUUAACAGUUGUUGUUACAUGAUUAAGAAAUUAUAUGAAAAGGAAAGGAAAUAAAGAGAGUUAACGAUACAUUA